This is a messenger RNA of Penicillium verrucosum, 4671 nucleotides long. RefSeq names its product CHAT domain-containing protein. The transcript has a single exon. Lineage: Eukaryota; Fungi; Ascomycota; Eurotiomycetes; Eurotiales; Aspergillaceae. The coding region runs from base 1 to 4671 and encodes 1556 amino acids. The record is from RefSeq and is a predicted model, not a curated record.
AUGGCAGAGCAGUUAAAUGGAGUACUUGAUGGAGUGACGGCUGCUUUGGAUGCCAUUAUGAGCGACCCCUUCAGUCGACCGGAUGCGCUGUGCACCUUGGCUGAUCUCAUAUUUUACACAUACGACGGCGACGCAGAUGACUUGGACAGUUCAAGCGGUACGGACACUUCAGUCAUUUCAGACUGGGGCAGAUCCGACAGCUCCGACAGCCCCGACAGCCCCGACAGCUCUAGUAAAUCAGACGACUCCAACAGCUCCAAUAAAUCAGACAGUUUCGAUUACCCCGACCGCUCUGACAGCUCUGGUAAAUCAGACAGGUUCAAUUGCUCCGACAGCCCUGACAGCUCUAGUGAAUCAGACAAUUCCGACAGCUCCAAUAAAUCAGACAUCUCAGACAACACGCACGGUCAGAACGUCGAAGACAAGAGCAAAAAUAGAAAGCCCAGAAUACACAAAAGGUUCGCGGUCACGGACUUGAAAACUGCAAUCCAGAUGCUGCUGGAAGCACUGAAAACGGGCACCAAAUAUAGUGAAAGGGAAUACACUAUAUCCGCUUAUCGGUGCUAUGUUCUUGUAACCAAAUUUGUUGGGUGGAAUGAUCCAGCACGAAAGGGGCGAAAACUAUUGCAAGGGUUGCUGGACAAAAUUCCAAGAGAGGACUCGCAGUCUGACCUGGUGGCCCUACUGGAUGCGACAAAUCAUCUUGAUGUGAGAUACAGUGAUGACUCAAGUGACUCAAGUGACUCGAGUGACUUGGAUGGCUCGUCGAAUAACUCGAAUAGCCCGAGUGAGAAAGAGAAGGUAUAUAUGUCUGAUAGCAUUUCGGAUAUUUUCACCCGGCCAUCGCCGUCUAGCUGGACUUGGAAGGAAGAAGCUUUUGAAUCAAUACAGGAAGGGUUGAGGCAUACUCCAAUCACUCGGUCCGAUUGCACUGGCCUUCUCAAGCACCUCCGCGGCCAUUUAACUCGUCAUAGACUGGCCAAGCAUACAAUCCAUGAGCAGGACAAAUGGAUCGAUACUCUACGUGAACGCGCAAAUGGCCUUAAAGAUCAGCCCGGACAGGCGAAGUGUUUGAGUGAGUUGGCAGAACUUGUUCAGUUGAGAUUUGAGGCGGCAUUGGAAGCAAGCGACGAGUUAGAUGGCGAAGAAAAGCCAGUUCGCUAUCUAAACGAAGCGGUAGAACUGGCGCAAGAUGCUUUACUGGGGCUUUCCGCGCAUACUGGUAGCCGGGCAGAUUAUAUUUAUGAUCUUGCUGAACUCUUGUAUGCUCGAUACCGAGCCCUUGGGUCCGUUGAUGACCUCACAGUGGCCAUUCAGUGGUCUCGUGAGGCAUUAAAUGUGGCCACACAAGAAUCUAGACCCAAAACUUGCUUUUCAUAUGCCGCUGGUUGUUUCCUCUUUGCUAGAUGGAGCGAAUCUGGAGACUUGGGCGAUUUACACGAAGCUUUCCGGUUGAUCGAAAAUGCGUUAAGUGGGGACCGAGACAGAGUACAGCACGCACUGUAUGCAGAUACACUGCGGAAUUGUAUAAUGGCUAGGUUUGAGAACUGCGAGAAAACCGAGGGUCUGAAGGCAGCUAUGCUGGAGUACCUGGCAAUGGAUACGAUACAUUUGAAAAUUCGUCCGAGACUGAAGGUUCUACCCCAAGUUCAGAUAUAUGCAAAGAGCCCACCACGAGACAGUUCGGAGCAACCCUGCAAUUCAAAAGUAUGUCUUUUUCAAGGCCGUGACAGAACAGCUGCCCCGGAAGACAACAUUGUUUCGUGGAACGAUCAAACCCAGUCAAACUAUCCCGCUUCGCAAUGGGUAAAGGACGAUACAGAGGAAUCUGAGUACGAUGGACGUCUACGCAAGCGCUUGAAGCGAUUAGAAAAAAGAUCGAGCCUUCCGACCAGUGAAAACCUUUCCAAAUGGGCAAUUCCAGAACAAAAACAGCAACGGCCGUACAUGAGUGUAGCCACGAUCUCAGAAUACGACGCAGAUGACGAAUCAAAAAUACCAGCCACACAAGCGAAAAAGACUAAGAAGCUGUGGAAAACGUCGACAGGUAAUAUAAAUCGGCCACACUCGAAAGACUCGAUGCUCGCACGAUUCGGGGCAAGGAAGCCAUUGAACACACCGUAUACGGUUGUUGCCAGCGAAUCCUGUUCACUGGAUCAGGUGAGCGAAAUCAACUUGUCAAGCCAGGGACAAAUAACUCAUCUAUUUUAUAAGGCCCAAGAUAAUGAACGGUUUCAAGUGGCUAAUGAAAUGUCCGCACCUCGUCACCUUGGAAGCGCAAGAGUGCUCCACUCUCUGGCGCGAGACCUUACAGAAGCUUAUAAAAGCGAAGGAUCCCGGGAAAAGCUCAUGGCAGCCAUAGAUAUUUACAGAGAGCUGCUACGAGCUCUUCCCGCCGCGGACCUGCAUGGGAGAAAAGUGCGAGUGGAAUUGAGCCGUUGUCUCUUCUACCGAUUUAAACUUCUCGAUGUACAUUGGGAUCUGGUCGAAGCUCGCUACCAUCUUUCCACGAUCAUUCUGUACGAUGCGCAAUGUGACCCAUACCACCUGCAUCUUCUCGUGACGUAUCUCAUGAAAUCCCGUACUGAUAUAAAAUUGGUCCUCACAUUGAGUAAGGCUGUCGUUGAAGCAACAUCGAGGGCAGAUAUGCAUAUGCCUCUGUAUCUUGGCGGUCUUGCAAACGCCUUCCAUUUUCGACACAGGAAAUACCGGGGGGCUGUCGAUGUGGAAGUUGCUUUUCUGACUGGGCAGCAUGUUGCCGUCUUGCCAACGACAACGCCCAUGGAUGCAGCAGAUGCUCUGCGAGCCUGUGUGAAAUACCGCCAGGGCUGCUUUAUUGAGAAGAAGGAAUAUUUAUCCAUCCACAAAGCAGCAAUCCGAGCCGCCGAGCUCGCACUCGAGACGUCGGAAAUCGACAAUCCACAAACCGGAAAGUUGAUGUGGCGUAUCGCUAAACUUUCUAGCAGUCGAUUCAAAUUCUCCGACAGCAAGAGUGACCAGAAUCAUGCUAUUAAGUUCUAUAUGCAUGUUCCGUGCUCUGUAAACCUAUCCACUGUUCAGCGGAUUUUUGCGGGUAUAUGGGCGUCUGAACACUACGUUACGAAGAAGAACUGGUCUAGCGCAAGAAGAAUUCUGGAAACCACCGUGAGGCUGUUGGCGGAUCUUCCCUUUACAUUUAGACAAGCGAUCGACCUUCCAACCGUGACCAUCCAUAAAAUCGGUGAAAUUUCUAUAAGAGCAGCAGCGGCUAUUCUGCAGGAUGGCGGUAUUGCAUGCGAUGCCCUUCUCGUUCUAGAAACUGGACGUGGUUUUAUCUCGGGCCAGAUCAUUGAUUCGCGCAGUGAUAUCUCGACUCUCAAGCGAAUGAAUCACGAAAUAUACGAUCAUUACAGAAUUAUUCGAGAGCGGACUGCGCUAUCAGAGCCAAAGGACUAUCCUGGCUACGCCCAACUCAAGGGAGGCAAGAUAAGCAUCAAGCGCUACAGAAACCAGCUAAAUUUGGCUCUCUUGCAACGCCACAUCAGGGGCCACGAGGGAUUCGAGACAUUUUGCCUCCCACCCUCCCCAGCUGAACUCGUCAACCUGUCUGAUCGCGGGCCAAUAGUUGUUUUUAAUGUCGUCAAAUAUCGCAGUGAUGCUCUUCUGGUCACUCAACGCGACGGUGUGAUUUCUCUAUCCCUCCCAGGUCUCAAAAAGAGUGAACUGGAGGAAUAUGCUACAAAGCUUAUGGGGCCUGGAAAGAUAACUUCUGGGUUACCUUCCACUAAAGGUUUGAGGCAACAGAGGCUGAAAGGAAUCCUAGAGUGGCUCUGGGAUGUUGCAGUUCAUCCUGUGCUUCAGCAGCUGAGGCUACUCACCCCGACAGGCCCUCUCCCGCAUAUCUGGUGGGUGACAAGUGGACCGAUGGGAAUGAUGCCUCUUCAUGCGGCGGGCAAUGCAGCACACACGACCACCGACUAUGUCGUAUCCAGCUACAUUCCGACACUGAAGUCAUUACACUAUGCCCGCGAGCGCAAUUUGCAACCUCUUCUCAGCAGUACUGUAAAUAUGCUGAUUGCUGCCAUGCCACAAACUCCGAACAUGCCCCCUCUUGCGACUGAAAAAGAAGUAGAGGUAAUCGCACAGGUUUUCGAUGACCGAGCAUCAAUAACUACUCUCAUUCAGCCUACCAAGUCCCAGGUACUGCAGAGCAUGGAGCAGAGUCAUAUAGUGCAUCUGGCAUGUCAUGGGCUAGUCCAUAUAUGCCCAAAGUGGUCCCAUCUCAUUCUCAACCCCUCCGAAGACCCAUCAAGCAUCAGAUCCGAAGAGCUUACGAUCGAGGAAUUAGUCGGGUUGCGCCAUGAACCGGCGCUCAUCGCAUACUUGUCGGCUUGCUCGACGGCAGAGAUGGUGGACAUUGGAACAGAGGACGAGAUCACACAUCUCGCCCAUGCAUUUCAGCUGGUGGGUUUCCCUCACGUGGUGGGCACCCUGUGGGAGACUGACGACCGAUGCGCCAUCGAGGUGGCGGAAACAUUCUACAAGACCCUCGCCGACCAGCUGCGGAAAUGCGGAGAAUCUAUCAACCAUGAAGUGGUCUCUUAUGCUCUCCAUGUAGCAGUAUGCAGGUUGAAGAAGAAGAAACCGGGCAAUGUGCUGGGGUGGGCACCCUUUGUCCAUAUUGGAGCGUAG